AGCCGACUCGUGCGCACGCCGCACGCUGCGCCCGUCGCGACUGCAGCCGACCCGAGGCAGCCGGCAUCUCGUCAAGCUAGGCCCGUGCGGACCCGCCGAUUCAUCCAUUCACUCCUCGGAAACGGAAACGGAUCGGCACCGAGACGCGCCGACGCGCAGCCGAGUGCACCGCGAGUGCCGAGGGGAUGGCUGACACGAGUCGCGAGUGCAUCGACUAGUGCACCAGUGCAGUGUGUGUUGUUGUGGUGCUGCGGCGUGCGCUGCCGCGUUGCCCUAGCUUGGAUUAACCACCACCCCCGCCGCAGAGCGCAGAGGACACUGUCCUCUAGACAGUCACGAUGCCCUCCAAGAAGCAGUACAACCUGGUGCCCAACGACGACGGCGACACCCGGAUCCCGCUGCACUCCGACGAGGCCUUCCACCACGGCAUUACGUUCCAGGCCAAGUACAUCGGCAGCAUGGACGUGCCCAGGCCCUCCAGCCGCGUGGAGAUCGUGGCCGCCAUGCGGAGGAUCCGGUACGAAUUCAAAUCGAAGGGAGUGAAGAAGAAAAAAGUGCUCCUGGAAGUCUCGGUGGACGGCGUGCGCGUGUCCCUGCGGAAGAAGAAGAAGAAGAAGCAGUGGAUGGACGAGAACGGCCUGCUGCUGAUGCACCACCCAAUCUACAGAAUAUUCUACGUGUCCCACGACUCGCAGGACCUCAAGAUCUUCAGCUACAUCGCCCGGGACGGCGCCAGCAACGUGUUCCGCUGCAACGUGUUCAAGUCCAACAAAAAGAACCAGGCGAUGCGGGUGGUGCGGACGGUGGGGCAGGCCUUCGAGGUGUGCCACAAGCUGUCCAUCGGGCCGGGCAGCCCCACGCGGGACCGCGACCACCAGGACCACGACGACCACAGCGAGCGGGACUCGGAGGGCGCCUCGGACAAGACGACCAGGAAAGGCGGCCUGUCGACGCAGCUCAGCGUGGACGGGCUCGAGGACUCGGUGCAGGACUCGGCGUCGUACGACGAGUCGCCCCGGCCGCCCCCGCCUAGAUCGCUGCGGCUCGACCUCCAGCGGCCGCGGUCGCCACAGGUGAUACGCAAGGACAUGAACGGGUCGUCGCCCAUGGCGGACGAGGUGGACCGGGACCGCGACCGGGAGCCGUCGGCCGGCAGCCUGGGCGGCGGCUCCCUGCUCCACCACGAGGUGCAGCUGCUGCGCGAGCAGGUGGAGCAGCAAGUGCAGCAGACGCAGGCCGCCAUGGCGCAGGCCAACCUGCUACGCGACCAGCUCGCGGCCGAGAAGGCGGCCAGGAUGGAGGCGCAGGCCCGCACCCACCAGCUCCUCGGCCACAACCGGGAGCUGCUGGACCACAUCACGGCGCUGGUGGCGCACCUCCAGGAGCAGGAGGGCGGCGGCGCGGGCGGCAGCCAGCCCCUUCAGCUAGCACCCCAGCUGAGCUCGGCCGCCAAGGUGGCGCGCUGGUUCGAGCUGCUGCAGACGCCGCCGCUGUCGCGGCCCGAGAGCGGCUUCGUGUCCGGGGCGCAGUCCGGCGACCUCGGCGGCUCGGCGGCCGAGACCACCACGGAGACGGACGCCGUGGACCCCGACAUCGUGGACGCGGAGACCGUGGAGGCCGCCAUGGCGCAGAUGGACUCGGCCGUGAGCGCGGCCCUGAGCAGGCUGCCCGCCCGCAAGAAGAACAAGCUGUUCAAGCUCAAGCUGGGCAGGAACGUCACCUUCUAGCGGGCCACUCGCGCUGCCGCCAGCGCCACCAAAGACAGACACUGCGAAUGUCUUCUCUCUUAUUGUUUUGUCUAGAGUUGGCUGGUGUUAUACUUGUAUGAAAUGUUGGGAUGAAACUGCAGGAGUAGGAUGAUGAAGUUGGCAACUUUAUAAGUUAUGUGUUAAGAUUUUGAGUUUUACGGCCGCAGAUGAGCCUCUCCAAGCAAGACUGAGUUUCCCGCCACGGAACCUUGUUGCACGUGCAUUCGGACAUUGGCUGAAAUUGGCGUUGAUCAAAGUUAACCAGUGCUGCAGUGUCUUCCAGAACAUAAACGCCAAAAGGCUAAGAAUAAUAUAUUGAUCUCGAGGGAAGUAUUUUAGACCUAAAUUAAAGAUUAAAUAAAGCCUUAGCCAAUUUGGAAUGUUUCACUACAGUAAUGUACAUUUAAGUGAACUUAACAAUAAGUGAUGGUGUAGCAGAAGUAUGUGCUGAUCUCCUCUUUGAAAUGCAGUUGUUUGAAUAUCGUUAGUUAGCCAAUAUUGAGUGUAAAGUGCAUAGUAUAGUUAGUUAAUGCCACCAGAAAUAGCAACCUUUAAAAAAACCUGUAUAAGGACAUCUGAUUUCUAGAUCCCUCUCUUGUGCCAGCGAUUUUCAUUUACACGAUUACAGGAGUGCUUGGAGUAUGUAUAAAUGAUAAACAUUUGUAAAUAUUUUAUGUAUUUUUAAAAAAAGAGAAAGAAAAAACAAUCAAACCCAUUGGUGCCAUAUGGGGAUUCCCAUGGUUCUUUGGAACCACUCUUGUAUGUUCUAAUUCGAUGAAAUUUCAUGACCAAUGAUCUUGAUGUACUAUUACUAUAUUGUACAUAGUACAUUUAGUAGAGUAUAAUUACAUUGAGCAAAUUUUCAGAAGACUGUUUAAUUAUAAAUGUAAAAAUUUAGUUGUUGGACAGAAUCUUUGAACUUAAAUUUAUGUUAUAAGAAUGUCUUGACUUGAAAAUGUUACCAUUUCAGAGGCUACUGUCACGGUAGCAAAGCUACAUACAUUCUGUAAUUGCUAUUUGGGUGAAACUUCAUUUCCCUUAACACCCAACUUCAUUGCUAUAGUAGCUUUACAUCCUUUCUCUGAAUGCGUUUGUAUGAGGAUUUCUGAAAGGUUCUCGGUGAAUGCAUUUCCAAUUUUAAGUUGUAAUUUAUGAGCAUCACUGUCACAUUUUCGGCUGAAAUGAAAAUGUGAUAAAGUGUGUUUGUAUUUUUUCAGGACAUUUAUUUUCUAUAAAUUAUUUUCCAAAAUUGGCAUUUAGUCUUGAAAAGGCAUGGAAAAAGUGCACCCUCUCAUUUUAUGGCAUAUAAAAGAGUGUUUCUUGCACAAGCAGUCUCAUUGUUUUCUAGGUGAAUCUUGACAGCAACUUUGAACGUGGAAAUUUGCAUUCAUUGGCCUAUUUUUCUGAGUCACUGUUCAUAGAGAAAAUGGUAAAGGAUGUGAUGGUAAGCUAUGUUAUUGAAUUGUUGGUGCUGAUUGCGACCCUCCCUCUCCAAACUUUCUGUAUAAACAUUUAAAAGAUAAUUUAAUAAACAUUAUUUAUUACAA
Thrips palmi is the source of this 3295-nucleotide messenger RNA. RefSeq names its product carboxyl-terminal PDZ ligand of neuronal nitric oxide synthase protein. The record is from RefSeq and is a predicted model, not a curated record. The coding region runs from base 339 to 1727 and encodes 462 amino acids. NCBI's taxonomy places the organism in Eukaryota, Metazoa, Arthropoda, Insecta, Thysanoptera, Thripidae. The transcript has 10 exons. Gene Ontology annotation, molecular function: nitric-oxide synthase binding.